Messenger RNA from Podospora pseudopauciseta, 2210 nucleotides. RefSeq lists its product as uncharacterized. The transcript is spliced from 2 exons. Bases 1620 to 2210 code for a protein of 196 amino acids. NCBI's taxonomy places the organism in Eukaryota, Fungi, Ascomycota, Sordariomycetes, Sordariales, Podosporaceae. The record is from RefSeq and is a predicted model, not a curated record.
UUCGACUUCUGGCAGCCCUCUCUGCUUCAGCGAUGUUCCUGGAUUUCCCCAGCGUUCGGCUCUGGGAUCGUUGGCUACCAGGAACCGAUCAUCAAAACUCCACCCCCGCCCAAAACGGCUGUGGUUCGUUAUUCCCCACAAUGAAGCGUUUCCCAAAACGAUGCUCAAUCACGGCCCGACUUGCUUGUUCAAGAGUCAACCCUGUUCGUCAUUCCAACAAACGGACCUCCGAUCUGUCCACGCCGGGAGUAUCGACCGAGUUUAUCGAUUGAUGCAAAAGGGGGCUCGCAACCGAGUCGUCGCCUCAUCUCCGCUGCUAAGAGAUAUUGUCAAUGCUCAGAAUAACUUCAAAAAUACACUCGUUAAUUGAGGUCAGCUGAGCUGGUAUUAUUUCUGUGUCUGUGAGUGCAGUCAACACAAAGAAUCGCUACCUAGUACUCCGUAAUCGAACGGGUGUCCGCAGAAUCGAAGUGCCGCGUUUCACCGCACCCGCUGUCAGUUGUCCCUGGACUGGCGCCAGCAGUUUCAUGUUUCAGGUCUGACCAGCCCAUCAGAGUCUGGGUUGGGGAUAUCUGACCAAUCAACAUGAGCCGCUUUUCUCGGACCGACGUCUCCACUAGAACAUUGUUCCCUUUCCACGAUGUCACUGAUGUCCAGAAGCAUCGUGAACUCAAUUUCGCAGAGGCCAAACGAUCAUAUGCACUGCUACACUGACGGCUGACCACGGAGCGUCCUGUGCGCUUUUCACAGUCACGACCUUCAACGAAAUAGGGAAAACUGGAUCACAUUGCAACGGUAUCCACGGACUCAUCGAGCUGCCGAUCUCCAAUAUCUGCUGGACGGCCAAUUCCUCUGGUAUCGGCCGCUUUGACGACGAGAUGGAGUCUGCAAUUUCAACACAGCUGUCACGGGUUCAACUGGCAUCAUCGAGAAACGAACAUAGCUUGCCGUUCAUAUCAAGCGCUGGUGCCGUUUUAGUGUAGUCCCAAAAUAGGAGCGAUCCAGCCAGAAAAUCCCGGUUGACGCUCGCCAAAUUCGCGGUUCCUGGGUCCACGAGGCGCUGCCGCCAGCGAAUCGCCCCGUCAGAUCGGGUUGAUCGGCAGCCUCCGUUUCUGACAACCGCCCACCCAGCCCUUGAAGGCGUCUAGAAGCCGCCCGAAACGCCGCCUUCAGUGUCAACACAACUCUCAAAAACGCUCAUCACAGACAUUCUUCUCGCAUACGCAGUAAUUGUGAAUAACUUCUUGCUAAUGACAAAUGGUACGCUGAUAGCUCGGUGUCCGGGCACUUUGACGAGAACUGGUGGACGACUGAGACAUCGCGACAGGGACAGGGUGUAAACCCCACAACUCGCUUGGAGCACGCACUGCCAAGAGCAACCAUCGCCAGGCGUUUCUUUCCAAGUUCAGACAGGUGGUGCAACGGUGGAGAGUUAUGCCAAGCACAACCCCUUGUUGUGUUCUGCUCAGGGGUUCCUCAGUCUUGUUUCGAGUUGAAGCCAUCACAUUCGUAUCCAACGCUGGAACACACAUGAACCAAAGCUCUGGCCACCGCAAGAAUGUGCAGAUAGCUUCGCCUGCGAGAAAGAGACCAUUCAGUUGUGGUCCAUCACCCAAGUCAUGUUGAGAUUACCCAAGGCCCGAGCCACCAACAGCUGGUUCAAAGCGCAAAGUUAUCGUGCGCUGGACAAGUUCAUAGUGUAUGGAGUCUUCAAGCGUCUUGGAGACCCGGUAACACCGAUGUCUGAUGAGACCGAGGCGGCGAUUCCAGCCAUACGGAUAUGGGGAUCCUACUUCGUGGCUGCGACUUCGGCAUUUCUUGUGUCAUCGUCUCUUGGGUUGGGAAAAUCACGAUCCCUCCCAGCUCAGCCCGGCUCGAUAACACCAAGUCAAAGCUCUGAACAAGAACCCAGCGGUCUGGAUGAAACAAAGCAACACCACACGAACGGCGAAUACGCUACACCAAGAUCCUUUACAAUCCUACUUUGCAUCUGUCAUACCCAUGGCAGGAUAUUCAUCCUGAUGCGCCGGCCCGCUGCCCAGGUCGAUCAAAUUAUCUUUACCCCCUUCCUAACCAGUCGUGCCCGCCUCGUUACACCAGACCUCUGGUCCUCGACCAUGUUUGUAUCACUCAUCCAAAGCUCAAUGCACUUCUUCAAAAGACGGACGGCACGGCACGGCGUAGCCAACCCGACCAUCUGGACUGCCUAA